AUGAUUGGUGGCGAGUGCGGAAGCCAAAUAAGAGCGUGUAUAUUGCCUCAGCAUGUAAACAAAUUUGUACAAGGCAGGUACCACCAGCACAUAAUUUACAGCACGUUUAACAUAUUGGUAAAAACAUUACUAAUGUUUGGUUGACAGUUGGUGAUUCGUCUUACAAUUUAUCGGCACAAACAACUAAAAUAGAUAUAACGUUAGCUACCAACAGUACAAUGAUGAGCAACUCGUCCACCUCAAUGGCUCACACUCUCAGCUUCGGAUCUGUCCGUCAAAGCCCCCCGCUGACUUCAAAUUUUGCACUGACACAUGGAUUGUUGGAUUCAGCUGCCGACCAGUUAAUGGUUCAGAGGGAUUUCCAAGCUGCUUUCGACACAUGUGAGAGAGGUCUGGUGAGCCUUUUAAACGCGGAGCAAGAAGACAGCAGGUUUGGGGAGUUGAAGGCUGCACUCUGCAUUGUGGGGAUUCAAGCAUUGGCUGAACUCAAUCAGUGGCCUGGUGUACUGGCAUGGAUUCUGCAGCAUUAUGAGUGCCCUGAGAAAAUACCUGCCAAAAUAAUGCUGAUGUGCAUACUCCUCUACACCAAAGUGGGUGAGCAAGCUAUGAUGCAGGAGGCAGGCCAUGUUUGGCUGUGCUGCCCAUCCAAUGGGAGAUUGGCAGGAUUUGGGACUGUAGCAGAGCUUUAUUUACUGCAUAUUCUAGUGCCUUUAGGUCAUAUGACAGAGGCACGGGAGUUGGUUUUUGGUGAGGUGGGAGGUAUUGCAUUCACAGAGGACCAGAAACAAACAGCACUGGAUAUCGUGGAGAAUAAAGAGAACCUCAGCCAAGAACAACCUCCAAGCCCUAAUCCCAACACCAGUCCUGUGGUGGUGGUUGCUGGACUUAACACACCUCAAGGUGCUGUGAUUCAGAAACUUGAGGCCUUGCUUAGGCUUUUGAACAGAGGACUAUCAGUAGCCAGUGGUGGGUUAUUCCGUCUUCAGAGAUUUUUUCUGGCUGCGGUCCUUCUCUACAUGCUUUUUGUCCGAAUGGAUCCAGCUCAUCCCUCAUCUUUCCCCUGGAUCUCACAGAUGCUGCAGAUGCUAAAGCAGAUGUGGGAUGCCAUGUUUGCUCCUUACUAUCGAGCCAGAGCUCAGAGCUAAGAACUGUAAAACCAUACAGGCUGGUGCUGGGACAUUAUGGUUUAAAAUUGACUGAGAACCAAGAGCUCACCAUUGACCCUCACCAUGUAAAUACGAAUUAGUGACUGAGAUAAAGAGAGAAAUUAGGGGGGCUUUUGUUGGCAACAACAACAUUUAUACCUGUGAAGGCAGAAUGUGAACAGCAUGGAUACCUGUGAAGGCAGAAUGUGAUAGUAGUAGUCAGAAUUAAUUUCCUUGGUGUUGCAGAUUCAGUUGCUCCCAUAUAUUUGUGUGUGUGCGAGCGAGCCAGAAAGCGAUUGAGUGUGUGUAGCGACACAUUUUGUGUUGAUAUGAAUUGCCCAAUCCAAAACAACUGCUGUAAGCAAGCUAAUUGUAAUCAGAUGCAUGUCAGACAAAUUAUAACUUUUACAUGACAGUGAUAGAUUUUUAAUUGGGAAAAUGAUAAUUCUCUCAUUAUGAAUUACUCCAGUAUCUUUCAAUAGGGUCUGGCUCCAGCAGAUACCUUCUCAGGACACAGAUGCUGUGAGGUAUACGGGCUCAGACUGGUUGAAUGCUGCCAGAGAGGAUGGCGCAUGUAUUAGAUAGCUAGUGUGUACUAGGUUUACUAGCUAGCUAGUGUGUACUAGGUUUACUAGCUAGCUAGUGUGUACUAGGUUUACUAGCUAGCUAGUGUGUACUAGGUUUACUAGCUAGCUAGUGUGUACUAGGUAGCAGUGGUGUAGUGGGAGCUAUACGCAGGUAUACCCACUUUUUUUCAGUGGGCAUUGCGUAUUACUUCUUAAUCCCCACUGAUGCAUAUCCAAGUUAUACGCCAUACCAAUUAUGUAGUACAAUAGCAAUUAUGUAGUGCAAUAGCAAUUAUGUAGUACAAUAGCAAUUAUGUAGUGCAAUAGCGACAUCAUGCACACAGUAGCCUACAUAAUCGCAAAGCAUGUGAAAUAUAUUCACAUGCGCAGCACACACACAGCUCAUUUCUGCAGAAUAUCAGGCAGCAACCACACUCAAUUGGUUUUCGCAUUGGAGCAGCUCACAGAAUUGAACGACAUCAGUAGCUGGUAUUGUAGGAAAGAGGUUUCAACUUUUAUCUACCAGGAACUGAGGAAACAAUGGAACCAGGUAUUGAAAAAGUUUGGUCCGAAUUCUUGGUUGAAUCUUUGUAAUGCACAGUUCAGUCAUCAAGUGCUGUUUGAGUGAACAUUUCUAUAGGCUUCACCAAAAAAAACCUUGGUAAAGGGUUACCUGGCAGAAUUAAAUCAUGAUGAUUUGUAUCCAUUUGGAGGGCAUUUGUUUUGCAAACUCUGCCAUGUAGGCCUACAUUGUACAGUACAAACACAUGGCUAGCCAAAUGGUCACUUGCUAGGUGAGCAAUUCAAUUAAAAGGCAACUACACCCUACAAAUAUUUAUAUUUUUCCCAGACCAGAGAAAAUGGACUCCUGAUGUGUUUUAAGCAUUGUUGUGGACUUAGUUGUUUUCUAUUAAAAAGUGUGAUUUUGGGUGAACCUGAAAAAAUAUAGUAAAACAGAAGAAAAAAAACCUAGCAUUUUUCACACAGGGUACCCACUUCUCCAAGCACCACUGCUAGACAGGGUUUCCAGUUAGCCUGUAAUAGCUGUUUUUUAUUAUUAUUAUUUUUUUGCAGAUUAAGUAAAAUUGCCACCUGACAAUUGUCCGGGAGAAGGAAAAAAAUCCCAUUGCGAAAUAAUGCUUUUUAGCCUAUUAAUUGAUAGAAAUACCAGUUGAUGGAAAUACAUUUGACCAGUCAUGCUUAUUGGCCUAUGUCUUAAUUUGCAUAUUUUGUGGAAUUGAAUUGGCAUGUGUGUAUUAUAUUCCUUAUGUAUGUUAUUUAUCACAUGCACAGCAUACAGAUACACAGCCUUUUAGCGGAA
Oncorhynchus mykiss (rainbow trout) is the source of this 3032-nucleotide messenger RNA. It is a transcript of the gene pex26, whose product is annotated as peroxisomal biogenesis factor 26. The record is from RefSeq and is a predicted model, not a curated record. Gene Ontology annotation, cellular component: peroxisomal membrane; peroxisome. Gene Ontology annotation, molecular function: protein-containing complex binding; ATPase binding. Lineage: Eukaryota; Metazoa; Chordata; Actinopteri; Salmoniformes; Salmonidae. Gene Ontology annotation, biological process: protein import into peroxisome matrix; protein import into peroxisome membrane.